This is a messenger RNA of Sparassis crispa, 1008 nucleotides long. RefSeq lists its product as hypothetical. Bases 1 to 1008 code for a protein of 335 amino acids. The transcript has 19 exons. The record is from RefSeq and is a predicted model, not a curated record. NCBI's taxonomy places the organism in Eukaryota, Fungi, Basidiomycota, Agaricomycetes, Polyporales, Sparassidaceae.
AUGGCAUCAGGAGCAGAAGCGGCAGACGUGGCCAGCGUCGCGGAAGACCUCUUCGGAGGCCUGUUCAUUGCGAUUUCCCUCGCUGCAAUGUUGUACGGAAUCACGACAGCACAGUCAUACCUUUAUUGGUGGAAUUUCCCGAACGACGUCAGGAUCAUCAGGUGGACCGUUCUAUUCGUAUGGAUACUGGAAACGUUACAUACGGCGUUCUGUCUGCAUAUGAUAUAUCAUUAUGUGAUCACCGGUUUUGGAAACGUAGCUGAGGCAUCCCUUAUCAUCUGGAGUACUGGGGCUUCAGUGUUUAGCGAGGUCAUUGUUGCGGCGUUCGUACAAGGCUUCUUCAUCCGUCGUAUAUGGAUUCUGAGCCACAAAUCCAUCAUUGUCACCACAAUACCAAGCGUAUUGCUGGUCGCUCGUGUCGGCUUGAGCUGGGGCUCCGGCGUUCUGACAUUAACGACCAGCACAUGGGCAGAAUUUGACAAGCGCAAAGGUUCCUUCUUCACAGUCACCUGCGGCCUCAGUUUUGCGGCGGCGACAGACCUGGCCAUCGCAGUGAUCCUCAUUUAUUAUCUGCGGCGCAGCCGGACAGGUUUCCAAGGCACGGACCAACUCAUCCGAAGUAUGCAGUCCUACGUCAUCAAUUCUGGUGCCCUGACAAUGUUCGUCUCGAUCAGCAUCGUGCUCACCUUUGUCUUCGUCAAGAACAGCCUCGUCUUUGUCGGACUCGUGCAUGUUCAGGGAAAGCUCUACGCGAACUCGUUCCUCGCAACCCUGAAUGCGCGCACACUUCGGCAGGGCGGGGGCAAGAGCACGAGCCAGGAUCCCCACUCGAACUCGGUUGAGCUGAACUCCAGGCGCCAGAAUCAGACGGAGCCCCAGAUACCUCGCCCCAUCGAGAUCUUCCAGCACGUCACCAGGGAUGUCAACGACGGGAAGGGCCCGACUCCGUUCACGCAGGUCGAGGACGACGACUACUCUUCGACCGGGAAGUCGCAGUCACUCGUUUGA